Messenger RNA from Olea europaea var. sylvestris, 989 nucleotides. RefSeq names its product RPM1-interacting protein 4-like. The coding region runs from base 296 to 769 and encodes 157 amino acids. The record is from RefSeq and is a predicted model, not a curated record. Lineage: Eukaryota; Viridiplantae; Streptophyta; Magnoliopsida; Lamiales; Oleaceae. The transcript is spliced from 4 exons.
UAGUUUAAUAAAACAAAUUAAUCAUUUGUUUGAUUGAUUUAACAGUUAGACAAUUACAGAAUCCGACAUAGCACCUCGGUGACCGGGUAAUACGGCUUGCACUCAGUCACCAGACUUGUCUUCUGCUGUAGUUGAUGUUAAUUUUCAUCAGUGGUUCUAGUCAACCGGUCAUCGCCUCCGCCCCCUCUUUUAACACACAUACAGAGGUGGGUCUUUGUUGGCAUCUUUCUUAUCGUGGCGUUGACAGCUUGCUGGGUGGUGCUCAAUCGCAACUUUUCUUGAAGAUUCUUGUUUAAUGGAACACCACUCACAAGCACCCAAAAUUGGCAACGGGGGAACUGAAGAAAGUGUUCCAAAUACUGCUCAUUUUGAUAGUAUCGAACGGUCUCCACUGCACCCACAGUCCCAGGCAAGGGUCGGACGAAAAGGCAGUGCAGUUUCUUCUCCCUCCUUGAAUAGAAAGGGUACAUUUGAAAGUAGCCAUGGCAUUGAAUCCUCCACUCCUGGAAGAUCUCGUUUGAGAUCAGUUACACGAGGAGAUGAAACUCCGGAUGACACCCCUACUGUUCCCAAAUUCGGCGAUUGGGAUGACACUGAUCCUGCAUCAGCGGAAGCAUUUAGUGGCAUAUUUGCCAGAGUAAGAGAAGAGAAACAGAGUGGAGGAAGGGUACCUGUCAUGCCAACUGAAACAUCUUACUCCAAUGAUCAAAGACGAUGUGGAAAUGAAAAUCUAAAGGGAUGUUGGUGCUUUCCAUGGGGAAAAAGAUGAUCCUUGACUUUGUAUGUGGAUGAAUGGCAAGCAAGAACGGCAUGUAGAUACGUUCUCUGAGGCUCAGUUUUGUAUACUUUGUCAUCUUAGAAAAAAUGCUGGUCAUAUUUGCGUCUUUUAUUGCUGCUGGAGGGAAUAUAUAUAUAUAUAUAUAUAUAUAUGAUGGAUUUAUUUGAUUCAAAUUCAUAUUACUUUGGUCUAUUACAAGCAUUUUCUAUUA